Molecule: messenger RNA, 2331 nt
Organism: Chaetura pelagica (chimney swift)
Lineage: Eukaryota; Metazoa; Chordata; Aves; Apodiformes; Apodidae
Gene: CEP78
Product: centrosomal protein 78kDa
Exons: 15
Cellular component (GO): centrosome
Molecular function (GO): protein binding
Source: RefSeq, a predicted model, not a curated record
AUGAUUGAGUCAGUCAAAAUAAGAAGACAGUCCAUGCUGGAUUUCUACUCACAUUAUGAACAUCUUUGUGCUCUUCAAGGCUCUCUGCCACUGAAAGCUGUGAAGGCUAACCUGACUCAGGGUGCUCUUGAUCUAAUUGUAGAUCGCAUGAAAGCUGCUGAUUGGGCACCACUUCUGAGUGCUAUCAGGCAUAACAAGACUCUGACUUCUAUUGGAAUAAGAAGUUUUCAUCAGCAGGGUCUCGGAGAAUCAGGUGUUGAAAGAUAUAAAACUUACAUUAGAAGGAGAACUCCAGCAAUUCGAUCAAAAGACUUGACUGGCCAACUAUGCAGAGCUGUCAAAGGCUGUCUCAGUAUAUCAGAUGUACUAAAAAAUUUAGAACUGCAGGGUUUGCUUCUGAGGGAGAGAGAUCUAAUACUUUUAACAAAGGGCUUGGCCACAGCUUUAUCUCUGGAGAGUGUCUCUUUAGCCCACUGUCCAAUUGGAGAUGGAGGAUUGGAAACAAUCUGUCAGAGUGUAAGGAAUUCAGCUACUAUCAGAUCUGUCAACUUCUCAGGAUGUAGUCUUACAUGGCGAGGGGCAGAACAUAUAGCAAAUCUAUUAAAGUACCAGGCAAUGAAAAGACAUGGUGAAGCUUGGGCUGAAAGCCUGCGUUACAGGAGACCUGAUCUUGAUGAUAUGACUGGCUUGAGGCGGAUUACUUUGAACGGCAACAUGCUUGUUGGAGAUAGGGGAACAAGUGCCUUUGCAGAGUGUCUAGGAGAGGACCUUUGGCUAAAAGCACUUGAUUUGCAGCAGUGUGGGAUAUCCAAUGAAGGAGCAAAGUCCUUAUUAGAUGCUCUUCAAACGAAUACAACAUUAGUUGUACUCGACAUAAGAAAAAAUCCAUUAAUUGAUCACAUUAUGAGGAAACAUAUUAUUGAAAGAGUUCUUAUGAAUGGAAAGAGUUUAAAUUUCCAGUAUAAGUGGCUGGCAUCUUCACCUUCCAAGGAUGCUUUCAAAACUAGAGCAAAGAAAAGAACUAUUGUCCUGGGAAGUGGUCGAAAAGGAAAAGCUACUAUUCGUAUUGGAUUAAUACCUAAAAAGUCUGUGAGUCCAGGGAAGAAAAAUAUGUCUGUGGAAGAUAGCUACUCCCCAGAGCCACUACCUCCAGGCACUAAAGGCUUCCUUCCUUGGCGGACUGCAGAACGUGCAAAAAGAUGCAGAGGAGGUCCAGUGGAUAGCACUAAAGAACGACCAGUGAAGAUUCAGACAGGUAUUCCUGUGAAAGUGACAGUAGAAAGUGCUUCUACAUCUGAAACUGAAGAUUUAGAUGAUGUUUUCCAACAUCCUGAUGUAGCAAAAUCAUUAGAUAUGAUUAACGUAACAAAGUAUGAGCAAUUACAGUUGGACCUGGAAGAAUGCAUGGGAAAAUUAAAGGAAGAACGAAGAGCCAGAUUAAAAGCUGAGGAACGGAUAAUAGAGCUGGAAGUAGAAAAUGCAAAAUUAAGGAAUCAAAAUAUCUCCCUAUCUGAAGUUCUUCAUGCACAGUCAGUAACCAACAUGAUUUUGGAAGAUGAAGGUGUUCUAGGCAGCAUUGAGAACUCUUUCCAAAAGUUUCAUGCUUUUUUAGACCUCCUUAAAGAUGCUGGACUUGGACAACUUGCUGUGUUAGCUGGAAUAGAGCAGUCAGAUGUUUGUCUUUUGGGGCAUCCACAAAUGAAUUCUACACUCAAUAAGCCUAGUAAUGUGCUAAAGGAAAAGUCUUUUGAAGAAGAAAGAGAAGAACAUGCUCAAAAUAGCAAAAACAGAGCUGGGGGCAUGCAAGUUGCUCUUACUGGAAUGUUUCAGUCCCAGAUGGUUGUGAAUAACAUGUUCUGCACCCUUAGAGAAACUCAAGGAUUUCAGACUACGGGGCAACAGAACCUGCCAGGCUCACAGAAGGAAAACGAAGCUCAAACAAUUAACCAAAAUAAAGAUGAUAAGCCUCAAAAUAGUACUCCAACAUUCUCUGAGAGAAGAGUCAAACAAAAUGAACAUGGAAAAGGAAAUCACUGAGGAAGGCAGUUGGUUAGCAGUUUGCACUCAUCUUCUGAUUCCAUUGUUUAUGUUAAAAGUAACGGUAGCAGAAUAUUCAAUGGUGCUCCUAGUGAAAAAAACAAAACACGUUCCUCAGAGAAAUACAUCCCUGGAGCAAAUGAAACAGCAAUUACAUAUGAUGGAGUAAGAGGAGACCAAAGUAGACUGCAGGCAGCAAGCUGCUCUGGAACUGGUACUGUAGGAUCUGGGUCUGAAAUACAAGAAGGACUCCAAAGUGUUGACAGCAUUGGAAAAGGUUUUAAAAUGUUUUAA